AUGAACUGGUUGUUGGCGGGAAUUCGUUUCACAUUGAGUGGUGAGAUCGACACGAAGGAUCUUUGCUCUAAGACGAGAUUGGCGUGCGUGAACGAAGCUUCACGCUGUGGUCGGUGCCGAUGUGGAGAUAUCAGUUAUGAACCGAACGACAUUCGAGUAGAAUUUCACAAAAGGACCACGUUUUUACUCAAGUCGUGCGCUCUGCACUGUCACAUUGGGAACAUGGCUGCAGCUGGGAGUUCCAUGCUAUACUCUUUCCUAUUAUUCAUGGCCACUCUUUCCCUACAAGAAAUGUUUAGAACGAAAUUAGCUUCGUCGGAGUUAUUCACUAUUCUUGGAGGAUUCACAAGCUCUAUCAUCUUCCUUAUGUUGCUGACGUUUAUUGGAAAUUAUCAGGAAACAAUUGGUGUCAAGACAGGAUGGGGGUCUGUUAUAAUUGCAGAAAUUGUAGCCCUGAUCGCAGCUAGUACUGUUCACCGAGUUUGCAUUACAACCUGCUUUCUUUUUUCUGCUGGGCUGCUGUAUGAGGUCAACAAACUUUCAGGAGUCUAAAGCUAAAAGGAUAUGAAUCAAUUAUUCCUUCUUCAUAUACUCGGCGAGAAUUUUCUUAGACGUGCAUAAUCUUUACACUUUCCAGCUAUAUUUCGAAAUUACUGUACUAAUUUGAAUCAGAUGAGCUCGUGGACACCCGACUCGUGAACAGUAGAAGUGCAUCUUAGAAAAUAGCUGGUUUGCUUAUUAGGGCUUGUGCCAAUUUCUCUAAAAGCAUUUGUGCAUGGACAAUAUCAUUAUAUGUUAGAUGAACACAGGACAAUUUAAGUUCGCAAGAUUCAAUAUUGCAAAAUUAUGGGUGAUGUUGAAAAAUUAUUUUUCU
Messenger RNA from Striga asiatica, 874 nucleotides. NCBI's taxonomy places the organism in Eukaryota, Viridiplantae, Streptophyta, Magnoliopsida, Lamiales, Orobanchaceae. The record is from the annotation of a GenBank genome assembly.